AUGGCAAAUAAAGAAAAUAAUCUAAAACGGAAACGGUCAUCUAAAAAAAAAUCUCAAAUUCUCUGCUCAAACACUAUUUUACCCGAUUUGAGUGUUGAAAUAAAUGUUCCACCAAAUGAUGUUGGUAAUGAUUCAGGAAUUGUGUUGAGUAACUCAAAUACUCCAGAAUGUUCAACCUCAGUAAAUGUUGAAAUCAAUAUUCCGGCAAAUGAUGUUUUGAAUGACUCAGGUAUUGUGUUGAGUAACUCAAAUACUUCAGAAUGUUCAACUUUAGUAAACUCAAACCCUAUUAUGCCCGAUUUAAAUGUUGUUUUUGAAAGAAAUAUUGAUGUAAUUGAAAGCGAAAGAAUAUCUCACGAAGUUGUGGAAAACAAUGUUGGAGGUCGAAGAAUAGUUGAUGUAAUGCAUAUUUUUGACCAAAUUAGAAAUGGUAAUCAUGGCAUAGGAUUGGGUUGCACUUUUAUUGAUUGUGAAUUUUUAAAAGAGGUUCGUUCAGGGUAUUUUUCUUCGUGGAUAUUUAAGUGUAAAAUGUGUAAUAUGUUGACUAAAAUUGAAUCGGAAAAAAAUGAUUUGGGGUGUAUUCCAAUUAAUAAGGCAGUUGUCAGUGGUACAUAUGCGAUAGGAAUAGGACACACUCAAGUGGCCGAAUUUUCAGCAACUGAAACUUUGAGCGAUGAAGUGAAAGAGACUGCUUGGAAUGCAAUGAAACUUGCCGGAAUAGAGGAAAGGCGAUUAGCAUUAGAAGCAGGCGACGUAGAUGAAGAUGGUAUACCCAUGUGCCCAGUUAUAGCUGAUGGUCAAUGGAGCAAACGUAGCUAUAAGACCAAGUACGACGCAUUUUCAGGAGCGCUAAGUAAAGUGAUGGUAGCUACAAUUAUCGGUUUUCGGACAAAGAAAAUUUUAUUUGUGGGAAUUCGUAAUCGAUAUUGUGUUGUCUGUGAAAGAGCCAAGAAUAUGGGCCAAAGUUCAAAAGCUCAUAAAUGUUUUAUGAACUGGUCUAAAGGCGCAACCAGCAUUGAAGCAGACGCAAUAGCUGAAGGAUUUUUAAGUAGCGUAAAAUUGCAUGGAUUGAAGUAUAAUAAAUUGAUUGGUGAUGGUGACAGUAGUGUCACUAAACGUCUGAAUGAAAUAUUGCCGUACGGACCACGUAUGUUGAUAGAAAAAAUAGAAUGCAGGAAUCAUAUAUUGAGGAAUUAUGGGCAAAAAUUAAUGGCACUUACAAAAAAACCUCUUAUCCAUUUGAAUCAGUCUCUUUAUGAACAAACUGAAGGUUUACGAAAAGAUAUUAUAAAUGGGCCUCCAGGAAUCAUUGGGAAAACAUUUUUAAAAUAUACUAGAGACAAAACAAAAAGUCUGAAAUAUCGAAGAGCUCUCUUUGUUUCAAAAGCGGAUUCUGGAUACCGUGCUGAACCCUUUAUAUUAACACCUGUGCUUGGGGCAGCAGAAGGUAGCCCUGAAGAAAGAUACACCAAACGACACUGCCAAGUACGAAAUUGUAUAGAAAGGUGUAACGGAGUAUUGAAGAUGCGUUGGAGAUGUUUAUCUAAAUAUUCAACAUUACACUAUAGACCUAAGACCUCAGCAUUUAUUGUAAUUGCAUGUGUGAUACUACAUAAUAUGUGCCUUGAAUGGUAA
This is a messenger RNA of Macrosiphum euphorbiae (potato aphid), 1635 nucleotides long. Lineage: Eukaryota; Metazoa; Arthropoda; Insecta; Hemiptera; Aphididae. The record is from the annotation of a GenBank genome assembly.